Haliaeetus leucocephalus (bald eagle) is the source of this 657-nucleotide messenger RNA. It is a transcript of the gene FIBIN, whose product is annotated as fin bud initiation factor homolog (zebrafish). The record is from RefSeq and is a predicted model, not a curated record. The transcript has a single exon. The coding region runs from base 1 to 657 and encodes 218 amino acids. Lineage: Eukaryota; Metazoa; Chordata; Aves; Accipitriformes; Accipitridae.
AUGCCGGCGGCGGUGCGGGUGCUGUGGUUGGGCUGGGUGUGCGGGCUGUGCCGCGGGUACUUCGAAGGCCCGCUGUACCCCGAGAUGUCUAACGGGAGCCUGCACCACUAUUUCGUCCCCGACGGGGACUACGAGGAGAACGACGACCCCGAGCGGUGCCAGUUGCUCUUCAGGGUGAGCGAGCAGCGGCGGUGCGGGGCGGCGGGCGGAGGAGGAGGAGGAGGAGGAGGAGGAGGCGGCGGCGGCGGCGGGCUCAGCCUGCGGGAGGAGCUGACGGUGCUGGGCCGGCAGGUGGAGGACGCGGGCCGGGUGCUGGAGGGCAUCGGCAAAAGCAUCUCCUACGACCUGGACGGGGAGGAGAGCUACAGCACCUACCUGCGCCGCGAAUCCGCCCAGAUCAGCGACGCUUACUCCAGCUCGGACCGGUCGCUGAGCGAGCUGGAAGGCAAAUUCCGGCAGGGGCAGGAGCAGGGGGGCCGGGAGGAGGCCCGCCUGGGCGACAGCUUUUUGGGGUUGCUGCUGCACGCCCGCGCCUUGCUGCGGGAGACCCGGCACAUCUCCAGCGGGCUGCGGGACAAGCACGACCUCCUCGCCCUCACCGUCCGAAGCCACGGCGCCCGCCUCAGCCGCCUCAAGAACGACUAUCUCCGAGCCUGA